Messenger RNA from Pelagomonas calceolata, 5075 nucleotides. Lineage: Eukaryota; Pelagophyceae; Pelagomonadales; Pelagomonadaceae. The record is from the annotation of a GenBank genome assembly.
GCGCUUCCCGGGCAAACUUAAGGUGUUCGCCCUCCCUGCCCUGCCCUGGAGAGGGCUGGGACUUUAGAUUGCGGCCCUACUGAUCCCGCCUACCGUAGGUAGGCACAUGUAUCAGGGCUACAUGGCGGCGGGUAAAAUGAUUUCAAAUUUUGCGACUUGUUGCAUUGUACUGCUCAGAGGCACGUGUGCGCUGUCAGAACUUUCCGUGAAGAUCCUCGCACAGAAGCGAGUUGAACCUCUACAUCGCCUUUUGUCGUCGCUUCAAACUACCUUAUACCCGCCCACGGCAAAUGUCGAUGUCGAGAUCCAUGUGGACCAAUUACCCUCUGAGGGGUUUCAUCUCUGGUCGCGGAGGUCCGCGCGGGAUAUAGAACAACGUGAAAAGGUUCUCGAGCUCUCUGACAAUUUCGUGCGAAACUGGAGUCACGGUAAUGCCAGAGUUGUGAAGCUAGAGAAAUGGCAUGGUGUCCGAGGCAUGUGGCUUGCUUGUGCUGAUCCUGGAUUAUAUGGCGAGGAAUUCUCGCGCUUUGUGAUUUUCGAGGAUGACGUUGAAUUAUCCACUGCCUGGUACGUAUUUCCCCAGCUGCCUAUGCUCUGAAUCACCACCUAGGUUUGAAUAUCUUGCAGCAGCACAUCGCGCGUACUCGAUGAGUACCGGCAUUGCUGGGAUAUCACUUCAGCGUCAAGCGGGUCGCAUGGAUGCCUACCCCGAAGAACUCGAGGGCAAACGAGUUCGCCCUGGCAAGAAUCAGCCGUUGGCUGCAUUGAAGCCAACGACAUACCGCGAUACGCUCUAUCUAUUCCCACACGUUGGUAGCUGGGGAUUUUCACCAGAGCCUAAAGUGUGGCAUGAUUUUUUGGACUGGUUUAAAAAUCUUGAGGAUGUAGAUGCCCCCGAGAACUGGGUAACGCUAGUAGAUACGGGCAAACAAGUGAAUCCAAAGCGUGAAUCCCUCCCGUCUAGGUGGUAUAGGCACGCGUUGAGCUCGCAGCGUGGUGAGCUGGGCAUCUCGCAGGGGGGGGUGGCAGAGACAACUUCAAGCAUGUGGACAGCCCACUUUGAUACAUUUUGCAUGCAACGAGGUUUGUUUACAUUGCACCCUCAUCUCUUUGUAUCCCAGGAUGAUGGGGGCGAUUCGUUGGAGGUAGGACUUGCCAGGUCAUGGCGGGAAGAUGGAGCUCACUAUCGGGGCUUCAAUACACCAGAUAGUUCCUUGCUUAGCCUGAAAGCCUGGCGAACUAAGUAUUUAUCUGGCUCGCUUACUGGUUUGUUUUUACCCGAUGAUGAAGUAGCACGGUUGACCCACGGGGGUGAGCGGCUUUCCAGUUCCGACGUGGCAUAUUUAAAGCGGCAAUACGCAGCUAACAAUCUCCAGCUCUCUGUGAAUGCAGAAGGCCGGCGCUUGUUUGACUUGGACGUGUAUUGGAAUUUGGAGAGCUCCAUAGCACUCGAUGAUUUGACACAUGCAGUGAAUGGAAACACGUUUGGGUACUAUAAUCCACUCUCCACGAUUACUCAAACCCAGGCACACUGUAUUCUUGGGGGGAAGUCGGUCGCCAUUUUGGGUGAUUCCAUUUCCCGAUAUUUUACUUACACAUUUAAUCAUUUUUUGGAGCACGGUGUGAUUGCCGCCGAAUGGGGGGAGCAAAAUGGCGGCUGUGGAAAGUGGGGAUGCGGUAACAGAGCAGAUGGCGAGGCAUGCUACGUCGGACCCUACUUUGAUUGUGGCACAACUUGGACCGACGGCACGGACCGUUCCGGCAAAGCAGAUCACCGCCAACACAUUACAGCAACCAUAGAAGGAGGUUACGGCGAAAUAAAAACUACUUUCUACUUCAUUCAGGAUACAUGGUAUGACGCCCUGCAAACUGAAGCUGCAGCAAUUAAAGACCACGAUGUGGUGAUUGUAAAUUCUGGCUGGUGGGAGCUCAAAGAAGACGACGACGACGAUCACAGGUCAGAUUCUUGCUCAUUUGACGACGACGAUGAUGUUUCUGACUUUUACACUGAUUCCGAUUGCCUAGAGUCCUAUGAGGACGACCUUAACGAUCUGGUCGAAAGUAUAUUAAAAUUCUUUGUUGUUGACGCUGAGAAGGCCGUGAUAUGGCGCCAAGUAACCUGUUGUGGCGUCAACUAUAUCGACUCCAGGCAGCGCAUAGGCGCCAUUGCUGUUGGAGCCAUGAAUGCGAUCGCAGACAAAGUCAUGGCUGACAACUCGAUUGAUACUGUUGCCGUGUACCAAAUGUCCAAUGUUGUCAAUUUGAUAAGUCGCACCUUCGACAACUUUCAUCCUCGUUCCAAUCAGUUGCAUGUCUGGACACAGCUAUGCCUCAACAAAAUUGCGAAGCAGCUCAACAAGGUUGAUGAAUGUCUCGUUUCUCCAUCAUCUACUCCAUCAGCAAAGCCUGCCCCAACUCUAGGCUCAAACCCUACAACGCCGUCGCCCUCUCAUGGACAGCUCCCGUCUGCAUCAGGCACACCAUCACCAACAGCGCAUCCGGCGACCGCAGCACCGAUGGUUGUGACGCCAAGACCGACGAAAGCUCCAUACCCAUGGCCAACCAAACACCCCACUGAGGAUCCUAAUUUGAACAUGGACUCUUCAGGAUAUGACAUGGGUGAAGAUGUGCGCGAGGCUUCAAGAUCUCAGACCUUGAUGGUCGGUAACCAGACAUUUGAAUUUACCUGUUUUUCAUCAAAUGACGGAAUCACGUACAAAAACAAGCCAGCCUUGGACUUAGGAGAGUGUCCCACGGCUGGACAGAAAGUUUUAUUGGCAAUAUUCAUAGCUUCCUUGGCCUCGUACGUGAUCGCGCUGAUGCUGAAGCCACCAGGCACAAAAGGGUCUAGCUUGCGUGCAUUUCAGGCGUCAGCAAGUAACUCCACGGGGCCAUCUACAGCCAGCAAGACCGAGAUAUCUACUUUAGAAGACGAACUUUCUAACUCUGCACUUCAAGUUCUUCGCCAGAUGGAGGACAUCGAGGUUCGGUCUGGACCAAGCCAGCUCGCAUCCGUUGCUGAGUGCAAAAAUGAAAGCUGCGAUUUUUCGGGCAAAGGCUCUGAAAGCUGCAACACAAAGGUGACAGCAUCACGGGCCGUAGCUCGACAACGAUCCUCAGCGCAACGAUCAGGACUAAGGGUUUCCUCCAUACGUGAUGGGAGCCACCACGCACCCCGAACUUCGGUAUCUUUAGUCAACAAGACUCUUUCGGUCGCUGGUGCAUCUGUCCGCACAUCGUCUUACGCGGAACCCCAUCUUGAUCCUAAGGUUUCCUCGGUUGCAUUUUCUUUCUAUGAUGGCGGAGACUCAGACGACGAAGAAGUUGCACCGAUCAAUGCAGCCGUCCUAGAUAUAUCAACUGGUAGUAAGCACGGACAGCAGGCUCGUGAGACUGCUCGGACAGCUCUCGAGUUUGCAUUCCUGCUGAUGGUCUGCGUUGUCGGUGAACAUCGCAUGCCAUCUGGCUUCCUACCUGCAGGAACCACGAUAGCACCCGAGAAUCCUGAUCUCUGGUCCUUUAUCAUGGUUCUAGUUUUUCUCGUUUCGCUGCUCAAUGUGGAAGUCCUCGAAGAAGGAACCGAGGUGUUCUUGUCGCGCGCCCAGGCCAAUGAGUGGAAAGGCUGGAUGCAGGUUGCAUUUGUUGCCUAUCACUAUACAAACAAUAAUGACGUCUAUGUUCCGAUACGUUGGUGCGUCUCUGCCUAUGUCUGGCUCACCGGCUUUGGGAAUGGAGUUUACUUUUGGUCAUCGGGUGAUUUCUCAUUCAAACGCUUCGCCCAGCAACUUUGGCGCAUGAACUUUCUUUGCCUUUUUCUCUCGCUUUCGACCGGUACCCCCUGGAUCGAAUACUACUUUGUUGCCCUUGCCACGGUUCACUUUACACUUAUUUGGGUCUCGUUGGGUCUGGCCAGGGCCUUUGGCCACUUUGUUGCAGAAUGGGAGAAACCCGACAAGAAGGAAAGUAGAGAAGCAUGCUAUGUAGAGAAGGCCCUUGGGUGUGGAAUUAUGAUUGGUCUUUGUUGUCUCAUCUGGCUUGAUCCUCACAACGACGGAGAGGGUGUUUACGACGUUGUUUUUCGCCCGAGUCUUCUUACCAUAUCAGAGCACACAGAAUGGUACUUCUGGAUGCGCACAAAAAUGGACUUCCUCUCUUCCCUUCCCGGCCUUUGCUUCGCUGUUGUCUAUACACCCUUUCGAGACUCCUGGCCAUAUGGUAUUUCACGCACUGCACGCUGGUGUAUUGGGCUAUUUUCUAGUCUUCUAUUUGCGGCAGCGAUAUGGAUUAGUCAGCUGAAACAAUAUUGCUGCAAUGGUGGUGCCGAUUAUCGCACCGUGAAUCCGUACAUUGGCACCCUCUGGAUUCCUGUUUACCUCCUGUUACGCAAUUGUAUGCCGUGGCUUUCUCGUCGUAUAAUGAAGCCUAUUGAAUGGAUAGGAAUGCAUUCAUUGGAAUUUUAUCUUCUCCAGUUUCACAUAUUUCUAACAUCAGCCUCCCAUCGUAUCCUCUAUAUCAUUCCUAAGGAGAGUUGGGGCUACACGAAUAUGUGCAUUGUUGGAUGCAUUUACUUUGUCGUCGUCAUUAAGGCUCUCGAAGUUACCAACGUGCUAAGAAAUAUUGCCUGGCGUGCGAGCCGCAGGAAAGUAAUUCUCUCAACUCUAUGGACUAUCGGUGCCUAUACGACGCUUGCAGAUGCCAAUUGGGACGAUGGCACAUGCUCGCGUCUGUCAUGGGUACUCUGGUUGAUCUGGUGUGCUAUAGUAACAGGCCUUUUUGCAUAUUGGACCAUAGCCGUGUAGCAAUGCCGUGGGUCCUGUACUAUUUCUCGAGGCGCGGCAGAAAGUCGGGUGGUGAAACAAUGCAAUUCAUAGCGGAUAUCUUAGGUCCCCUUCCGACCAACUCGAAGAUGGUUCCGCCCGCCGCAAAGUACGCCGCGUUCUCCCAUUAAAGAGUGCCAAUCUGAGUAGGACGUAUAUACGAUUUGGGGAGUACUACUAGUAGCCACGACGCCAAACCAACUUGGCAAGAUCCAUUUCCCUAACUUGAACUUAUCCCUAUCUAUUAUCCCUCUCGGC